Peniophora sp. CBMAI 1063 is the source of this 1251-nucleotide messenger RNA. NCBI's taxonomy places the organism in Eukaryota, Fungi, Basidiomycota, Agaricomycetes, Russulales, Peniophoraceae. The record is from the annotation of a GenBank genome assembly.
AUGGCCGUUGAACUCGAUGAAGGCGAUCUCGACACUUUGUCACACUGGCUCCGCCCUUGGGUCUGUGCUCGUUUGCAGCAUUUAUACCUAGAGUCAUUCGAGGGGCAAGUAGUGUCGCAACUGGCUCCGGACAUCUCGGCAUACCUUCCCAACCUACGCUCUCUCACUCUCGUCUUGCAAGAUGCUGACGAAGCAUGGGAGCUUCCCGCCCAACUUUGCGCGUUGUCAGGCAUCACCGAAUUGGCCAUAUCUGGCUUUCGAUUCCCUUGGGACUCGGCUAUGUUUUCGCCACGCCUCGAGCGUCUCAGAGUACACAUGCGCGGGGGAGAUUAUCUUUCGAUGCAGCCCACUUACGCUCAAUAUCGAGACAUGUGUGCAAUGAUGCAUCGUCUCCGUGAACUCGAUUUCUUGGACGUCGUGCCUAUCAAUCCUACGGAAGAUCUCAUACAUAUGCCAAGGACAUUGCGAAACUUCAACUUCACCUCAUACAGCGCAAUUUCAGCAGUGGCUGCCCUUACGCUACUGUCUCACAGCCUAUUACCAGAUGCAUGCACCCGCAAGGCCAGCGUCUUUCACGACUCGACGAUUGACAAUAACGCUAGUGCUGCGGCUGUUGGCACCUGCCUCAACAUAUGCACUUUCAUGGAGGAGGAGGACAUAGGGCCAGCAGAGUUGCUCUGCUCAUCUACUCAGCUGUUGACGUUCAAAAACGAAGUGCCCCGGCGGUCUAUACAUUCCGUGAGGCGCAAAUCGGAUUAUCUCUCUCCCGAGAGGAUGUACCCGCAUGAAUGGUCAUCUUUCGGUCCCUUCGCAUAUCUCCGCAUCACAGGGGUCAAUCUCGAGGACCAUAUUUCCUCUCUUCGCCAAGGUCGGCUACGCGCAAUCACAAUCUUCCACGACAGAAAUAUGAACCUGCAAUCUCUCAUGGAACAGCUCACAGUCUCUGCUCCGUGCAUCUAUCGUGCCCGGGUGUGGAUAUCGGGAGGGCUCCCUAUCUUGCACGCCAUCUCUUGUAACGUCGACGGGAACUUCCCCCUAUUCCCAAAUCUCAGAGUCUUAGUUCUCCACGGCACCACAGCAUCGUCCGAUUGCGAAUCAGAUCUCUUUGCCGAGUUAAGCGCGUUGACGGCCUGUAUCGCAUGUCGUAAAAACGAGGGCUCGCCUCUUCAAGAAGUAGUCGUCUCCAAGGAUUCAGCUUCGUGGGGCAUCUGGGACGCACUGAAGGGCGACGUGCAGAUUACCUUUUUGUAG